GCGAAUCGGAUCGAUACCCGAAACAAAAAGUAGGUGGAAAAAAAAUGACUACAACACACGUGCACUGCACGCUGGUAUGACUGGUCUGCUGAUCUGCUCUGCCAUUGCCCUUCUACGGUUCUACCUCUUCCCCUCAGCUUCUCCGCCCAUUUUUCAUCUCUUUCUCCCCCUCUCAAACACACAGACAGAGCAUCUGUGAUAAUGGCAGUUAUGAUGGGGAAAAUUGUUCAAAAUUUACCAAGUGCACAUUCCUGCCAGCAGAAUAGGCAGUUCUGCACCCUAUAUCAAAGGGAGGGAUGUGUCCAAUAUAAACACAACUUGCUUCUCUUUCAAGGAAGGAAGUUGCCAUGGACACGCAUCUCAACCAUGCAUUUGCGUAAUGUGUCAAACAAUAAACAACGACUUGUUUACUGCAAUGCUUCUCUUUCAGCUACUGCAGUACCAUCACUUGAAAAAGUAGAUUUUCUCAAACUUCAAAAUGGCAGUGAUAUUCGUGGUGUUGCUGUUGAUGGUGUUGCUGGAGAACCCCUUAACCUCACAGAGCCAGUAACACAAGCCAUAGCAGCUGCUUUUGCUGGAUGGCUUUUAGAUAAGAAAAAAGCUGAUUCAUCUAAACAUCUCAAAAUCUCAAUUGGCCAUGAUUCUAGAAUUUCUGCACAAAAGCUACAGGAUGCAGCUUCUCGGGGAAUUGCUAGUGUAGGCUUUGAUGUUGUGCAAUAUGGAUUAGCAUCUACUCCAGCAAUGUUCAAUAGUACACUGACAAAAAAUGAAGACUUUCUAUGUCCAGUUGAUGGAGCUAUCAUGAUAACAGCAAGCCAUCUUCCUUAUAAUAGAAAUGGUUUUAAAUUCUUCACUAAUGAAGGAGGCCUUGGAAAACCCGACAUUAAAGACAUCCUAGAUCGUGCUGCAAACAUAUACAAUGGAUUUACACCAGAAUCUCUAGAAGAGGCAGAAAGAAAAGUUUCAUCUUCCAUCACUAAAGUCGACUACAUGGCUAUUUACGCAUCUAACCUUGUAACAGCUGUUCGCAAAGCUUCAGGAAACAUAGAAAAGCCAUUGGAAGGAUUUCAUAUAGUUGUGGAUGCUGGGAAUGGAGCUGGUGGCUUUUUUGCUGGAAAUGUGUUGGAGCCUUUAGGUGCUAUUACUACUGGGAGUCAGUUUCUAGAACCAGAUGGGUUAUUUCCCAAUCAUAUCCCUAACCCCGAGGACAAGGCAGCAAUGAAGGCAAUUACUCAAGCUGUGCUUGAUAACAAAGCCGAUUUAGGGAUCAUCUUUGACACUGAUGUUGAUAGAUCUGCUGCUGUGGAUUCCACUGGUCGUGAGUUUAACCGGAAUCGUCUAAUUGCUUUGAUGUCUGCUAUUGUUUUAGAAGAACACCCUGGAACAACAAUUGUCACAGACAGUGUUACUUCAGAUGGGCUUACUGUAUUCAUUGAGAAGAAACUAGGAGGGAAGCACCAUCGGUUCAAAAGAGGGUAUAAAAAUGUCAUUGAUGAAGGCAUUCGUUUGAAUUCUGUUGGUGAGGAGUCACAUUUGGCCAUUGAGACAAGUGGCCAUGGAGCACUCAAGGAGAAUCACUGGCUUGAUGAUGGUGCAUAUCUCAUGGUGAAGCUAUUGAACAAACUUGCAUCAGCUAGAGCUUCGGGUCAAACUGGUGGAAGCAAAGUUUUGACUGAUUUGGUUGAGGAACUACAGGAACCGGGUGUUGCUGUUGAGCUUAGAUUAAAAAUCGAUCAAAAUCAUGCAGAUUUGAAAGGAGGAUCUUUUCAAGACUAUGGAAACGCAGUCCUAAAGCAUUUAACAAACAAAAUUGAAUCAGAUCCCAAGCUUGAAAAAGCACCUGUUAACCAUGAAGGGGUACGGGUGUCUGGAUAUGGUGGCUGGUUCCUUCUCAGACUUUCACUCCAUGACCCUGUUUUGCCCCUCAACAUCGAGGCCCCGAGCAAUGAGGAUGCUAUAAAACUCGGACUAGCAGUGGUUGCAGCUGUAAAUGAGUUCUCAGGUCUUGAUAUAUCAGCCUUGACCAAAUUUGUACAGAAGUAAUCAGGCUCAAAGGUGUAUUUGUUUUUUUUUUUUUUUUAAUAUAAAAACUUUUCUGUAUUAAUAAUAAGUAGUUUCAAGUCUCUGAAAACUGCGACUUAUAGCGAUUCUUGAAAGUUGUA
This is a messenger RNA of Lactuca saligna, 2162 nucleotides long. Lineage: Eukaryota; Viridiplantae; Streptophyta; Magnoliopsida; Asterales; Asteraceae. The record is from the annotation of a GenBank genome assembly.